Molecule: messenger RNA, 7701 nt
Organism: Theileria equi strain WA
Lineage: Eukaryota; Apicomplexa; Aconoidasida; Piroplasmida; Theileriidae
Product: Cytosol aminopeptidase family, catalytic domain containing family
Exons: 4
Coding region: 1-7701 (2566 amino acids)
Biological process (GO): proteolysis
Cellular component (GO): cytoplasm
Molecular function (GO): manganese ion binding; metalloaminopeptidase activity
Source: RefSeq, a predicted model, not a curated record
AUGGCAAAAGAGGAAGAAAGGAGGGACGGUCUCUUCUUUGACUCUCUCACCUACUUUUUGGUGGGACUGAGUGUGGCUCUAAUCUACUCCUUUGCGGACAAUGACCACUUUAUGUUCUACAAGGUCUUCAGAGAGGCUGGAAUCCAUGUAGACUUUCCACACUACUACACUCGUCAACUGGUUGUGUUUUGGGGAUUCGUAGCCUCGUUCACGUUCAUGUUCGUCGGAGUGUUUAACAAGAAGAUAUGCACAUUUGUUGGUUGGCUGGUGCCUCUCUCGUACCUCUACAUCAUUUCAAAGGUUACAGAGUAUGGGAGUGUCAAGUUUGGGACUGGCAUGCUUCGUGCCAUUGCAGUGACCUCCAUAGUCUCCCACAUCUUUCAGACCUGCUUCGUAUUCCAAAUCUUUGAGGAGACUGAGGGCUUGUUCCAGAGACUACUGAGCUUUGUUGGAGGCUACUUUUUGGGAUACCCAGUGGUUACUAGACUCCUCCUCAGGAGAGUCUUGGUGGAUGGAAUGAUGGAUAGUGCUUCCAUAGGAGAUGAUCUGUUCCACUUUUGCACAACACUCUUCUUCAUAACGUUUACCAUGGCUGCAUGUCUGACUUACCUCUUUUAUGGUAUGACUGGGGGUAUGAAUACUCAUUAUUGGCUACCAGCCUUUUCCCCGUCAAUGGGAGACAAGAUAAGUCUAGGCACCUGUGUCUACCUUUGGAUUCUCAACCCGGUUUGUAUAAGCAUACUACCUCAGACCUUGAUGGAACAGUCGGAAUACCACAACCACGUCUUUAUUCAGAGAGUUACCUUUGCAAUAGCUCUACUGGCUAUACCCUCAGUAGUGGGCUCAAUGGACGUCUCAAUGCGCUGUAUACUGACUCUGUGGAAGAAGAGGACCCUGAGAUAUCUGGAGGGACUAAAGGCUGCCAUAAUGGUCUCUGAGGAACUGAAUGAGAUGGUUGAAGAAGAUGGAAGGGAGGAGUCUCCACUCUCUAUAGUCUACAACAGUUCAGACAUUAAAGUGCCCUCUCACAUUGACACUUGGUCCUCUAUAAACUGUGACUCUUUCAGUGACUGGGAACACAGAGACGUUGAGACCAGAGACUCCAUUCUCUCGGCAAUCCUUAUCCUGGACCUGCUAAUCAAGUUGGAGAAUACUCUAGAGUUGGGACUCGUUGAAGACAUUCUAAAGUUGUACUGCUCUUCCAAGACUAAAGAUCCACUUGUUACCUGCACAGUGCUUCUGACUGACAAUAAACAGGUCCUCCUCACCGUCCUGUCAAGAUCCAUGGGAAUGUCAAAGGGACUCCUCACUCAGGUCGAGAAGAUACCCAAUUGCUAUAAUGGAGGUUUUGGUGAUAGCACUAAACGUUGCUGUUUUAAGAAGGGUGUCUGUAAGGGUACUUCUCUUGCUGGUACUACCUCUAAUGAGGGCACUGAGAAUAAAACCUGUGACUGUUGUUGUCCAGUGUCAAUCGCUGAGAUUAGAGACUUUGUGAGAGAAUCCGUUUCUUCCACUGAGGAUAGCAUCUGCACAAUGGUUACUAGGAUAAAUGCAGAUACGAUACUAUCAUCCAUGGAAGCCUCUGAUCUAACACUUGACUCUGCAAAAGUCUGUGUAGCGGUACUAAAGGCUUACUACCAAAGCUGUAUCUGGCUUCUCAUCUCAAUACUGUGCAUAGAGGAGGCUAUCCUACUCGCUGUUUGGUUCUGCAAACUUUGUGAGCUAUGCAAGAACAUCUGCAAAAUUAUAGAUGAGAAGACACCAAAGUGUCAGUGUAUAAAUAAAUCUAAGGAAGGUACUGCUGUAACCAUUAAGACUUGUUCUGUGACUACUCUUGAGAACUUUGACGACUGUGACUGUCUCUGCAUAGUCUCUUACUAUGGUAUCAGGACUAGUGUGGAGACUAUAAUGACCAGACUUCACUGUCUGAGGACAGAACUUGUUACCAGAGCUAAUACUACAUGUACAUUUCAAAAGGUAGAAACCUCCGAUUUGGCUUCUGAGGCAUACUUGCUGGACUCCAUCAAGGCAGCCAUCAUACUAUUCUUUGGUCUUGACAGUGUUUACAAGUUCAUAGUAGAAACGUUUAAAGACGCAUGCUGGUGUUGUCAUAAGGACAAGGACCCUCUUUAUCCAGCCAUACUCUCAUGUCUGCUUGUCUGCUAUAGACUUUGUUCCAGACUCUUCCGAGAUGCUUCUGAGGGCACUAAAAUCUUGGAGGAUGCACUGCUCUGGUACAAGUGUAUCUUUGCGGCUAAGAAGAGCUCUAUAGCUAAUGUACCUACAAAGAAUGUAGAGAAUAAAGUUGAAGAAGUAAAGGGUGAUAAAGAGGUCAAGACGGAGGAUUGUGAGGGAGGAGCAGUAGCUAAAACCAGGAACCUGAAGUUGACAAUCACUUCAUUUGAGACAUUCGUAAAGAGUGCACAAACUUCCUUAUCCUACUUCUAUAGAACAAAUAACAGAGAUGGUGAGGGGUAUGCUGUUUACUAUGCCAUAAAUGUAGAUAAAACUAAAAAGGCAGUAAAGUACCUUUCUAGGUUAGCAAUGACAGAUCAGAAAAAUUAUACCCUUUCAUCAAAAAAUCUAGUCCUGCGGGAAGGAAUGUCUAAAUCUGGUUUUUCGUCUGGAAGUUGUGUCAACAUUAUUGAAGAUAAGGCUAAAUUAGAAGAUCAGAAAAAAGAAUCACCCUGUAAAUGUUUUAGUAGUGAAGGGGAGGAUAUUUGUGCAAGUUGUGAAAAGGGAGAACAGUGUAAUGGAUGUAAAAACUGUGAAUGCAAAUGCAAAUGUCCUGAAAAUGAGGGCUGUCCAUGCGGUAAAACGCAAGACAAAUCUUGCAAGGAUAAUGUAUUCACUCGCCUAUCACAAAUUAUAGAAUGUAAAUGUGGGACAGAGGAAAAGGAAAAGAAAUGUUCUAAUUGUUUUAAUAAGUUAUGCAGUAGUCUGUCUAACUUGACUAAUAAAAUAAGUGAAGUUUCUGGUAGUAAAAAGGAAGAAGAAAAGAAAGAAUGUGAGCAUCCAGGAAAAUGUGGAGGAAUCUGUUGCCAAACAAGGAGAUUCUCACACUUUUUGAAGACAUAUGUAAUUAGUGUGUUCAGAGAUAUCUACAAAGAAUUAAAUUGUAAAGAGAUCAAGUGCAAAUGUUGUCCUUGCUGCAAGAAAAACGGAGAACUGUUUAAAUGUAAGUGUCAAUGUAAAGAAGAUAAGAAGGAAAAGGAAUGUGGAUGUAAGUGCAACUGUUCUGAUACUGAAGGUUGCUCCUCAGAGGGUGCCGAGUGCAAAUGUGAAUGUAGAUGUGAACUAUGUUGGAAAAACUUCUUCAGAUGCUUCGUGAUUUGUGGACUCAAAUGUGGAGAUCAGUGUAAAUCUGAGGGGAAAGGAUGUUGUAAAUGUUGCUGUACAAAGACUGGACAAGAGCAAUGUAAAUGUGAAAAUAGCCAUAAAGACGACGGUAAAUGUACUCAUAAAUGUGAAAACUGUCUACUUUGUCUUUACACCACUAACAUGUUCUUUUGCAGUAAAUGCUGUUCCCAGCAAUCUGAAACUGAAUGUAAAAAAUCUGCUAUCUCCUGCAAAUGCACUUGUGGUACUGGUACUGAUAAAUGUUGUUGUAAGGAAAUCGCUGAAGAUAAGAAGAAAGAGGGAGAAUUAGCAUCUCUAAAACUGGACUGUUGCUGUGGAGACAGACUUGGAUGCUCCAUUGAUAAGAUUACCUGUCUCCUUAAAUGCUUUGAAACGGAACUCCCUGGUUUGUACUGUCUUGCUAGUAAACUUGACUGUCAACUAUUCCAGUUUUGUGAGCAACUGUGCAGCGUUCUGGACACUCUUGAGGAUGUAAAGUUUGUGCUUGAAAAGGCAAUAAAGAUAGUAGAAUGUAGGAUCACAAAGGUGAAGUGCAUGAUAAAGUGUUACUCUGCCAAGUUUAAAUCUUUAAAGGAACAGAUAGAAUCUAUAGACAAAAAGGACGAAAUGUAUCCACAGGUUGUGGACCUUGUCAAGAAGACUGGAAAGUUUGCCGUACUGGUGACAUCCUACUCUCCAGAAAUUGAGGCUACCUACAUGAAGACUGAUUUCCACAGUGAACUACUCAAGUCUACCACCCAGAAUCUGGCAGAAGUAGCUAUGCGUGUAGAGGAUACCAGUCAACUAGCUGCCUCAACAGGUCGUAGCAGAGUGGCUUUACUGGCUGACUCCAAGACCGUCCAAGUGGAUGCUCCCAACAAGAGUGAGAAGGAUAACUCUUCCAUUCUAAAGGAGUAUAUCUUUAUAGUCUGCAGGAUAAUCUUUCUUCUACUGAGGUUCCAGAUUCUUGACCCUAAUCGCCUCUGGCUUGUGAAGGUAUUCACUGUUGCAUUCAGCAUUCUCUCUGCCGUUUACCUCAACCUCUUCAUCACAGAGCUUUCUAGUGACCUUGGAAAACAUACUGGAUACUCGAUCAACCUCAUACUUCUCUGUGGAGUUGGAACAAACUUCAUCUACUCCUGGCUCUUCCACCUGUUUGACUACGUCAGCAUAGUCUACCCCUUUGGCAACAUUGUCUCUAAACUGGAGACCUCAAACCCCUCGGUGGACUAUGGCAAGUCUCGCUACAGCAUGUUUAUUAGUCUGAUAUCCUCUCUCAGGACUGAGUUCAACAGCAUCUUUGGCAUAUUCUCAGACCUGGACACCACCAGUUCUUACUCUGGUAUUAGACAGAACGUCUACCCGUUCAGCACAAUGUCAAAGAGUCUCAUCAGUUCAUUCAGAGGUACUCUUGACUUUACUCCUAUACUCAAUGGUCCAAACAGAAGUGUCUCUGCCAUCAUGGAUCACAUCUCAUUCACUCUACUUGGGUGCCACUCGGAUGAUCUCCUGACAAAGUCUAGUGGUUACUUUGGUGACUUGAACAGGGAGAUGCUUUGGCACUCUUGGUACGCCAACACUGUGAUCACUGAUACCACUCUCUUUUACUACUACCUCAGACGCUCCAUCCUGUUUGAGAUGAGUGAGAUUGCCCGUCUGAGACCAGUUGACAAGCCAUUCUCGAGGGGAUUCACCAACUCUAGACAACUGUGGAAACACUUUGGCAAGAUUCAGGUAGACCUCUCCUUCAACGCUUCUCUCAAGAGUCCCGAAAUUGAGAUACCCAGAAGCAGACACCAGUUGAACCUUUUGAGGGAGAGACUCUAUCAGGAGUAUAGACAAAAGUGGCUGGUAUACCAACUCAGGGCUACAAAGUCUCUUGUGAAUGUACCUCUGGAUGAACAUAGCAGUACUGAGGACCUACCAUUCUUGUACAUUAAGGAACUGGACACUGUACACCUGACUGCAAACUCCCUUGACAAACUGGAUAAAAAGUACUCUGACGUCUACAGAGGUACCAAGAUAAACAAUUGCAAGGUUCUCAAGAAGGAGAUCAAGACUUGGAGGAGCUCUAAACUCGGCUUUUGUGAGACUCUGUCUGAUGAGGGCGAGUGCAAGAGGGCUGUGAAUACUGCAGUAAAAUCCCUUGAGAGAUUCUUUGACACUUGUGAAGACCAUAAACCUGUAAAGGACAUGAUAGAGUACAUUACCUCCACAGACUAUUACUCCACCUACACUCAUGGAGACUCCGACCUUGACACUGACCACAAGAUGGCACUGUUCGACUUGACAUUCCACCAAGACGGACUGGAGAAUAAUUAUCGCAUAUUUAAAGGGUUCAAGAACUCAAUUUCUCAUACUCUUGACCACCAACUGGAGAUCGCCAAGAGGAACAAGACAACCUCCCUCAUCCCGCUUGGCAUAUACACACUUCACUAUGGACUCCAGAUAUCACAUAAUACACUUGAACAGAUUGAAAAGGGACUAGCUCUUGAAUUCAAAGUCUUGGAAAAGGAUGAAUGUGAGGAGCUGGGAAUGGGAGCAUAUUUGGCAGUUUCACAGGGAAGUGUGCAUCCUCCAAAGUUCCUUCACGCAACUUACAAGAGCGAUGGUGAUAUCAAGAAGAAGAUCGCCUUUGUAGGAAAGGGUAUCAUGUUUGACGCUGGAGGUUACAACGUCAAGAAUGCCACCACUAUGAUCCAUUUGAUGAAAUUAGACAUGGGUGGGAUGGCUACUGUAUUUGGGGCAGCUGAGGCAAUUGCAAAAUUGAAGCCUAAACAUGUUGAGGUCCACUUUAUAUCGGCAACCUGUGAGAACAUGGUCGACGCAAAUUCCUACAGACCUGGUGAUAUUGUCACCGCUUCCAAUGGAAAGACCAUCGAGGUCAUAAAUACAGAUUGUGAAGGUCGUAUGACCCUUGCUGAUGCCUUGUGUUAUGCCGAAAGCUUGGGAGUUGACGUCGUUUUGGACACUGCCACUCUAACAGGUGCACAAAUUGUCGCCCUUGGAGGUGAUAAUGUCCAACAAGAUGAGAAUGGGUACUUCUACAAUAGUGAUGAUGGUCAAGUUAAUCUAACGGAGGACUGGUAUCCUGACCCAGAGGGAAUCUAUAGGAAAUUUACUCAUACUCCAAAAGGUGGCAGCAUUAAAGAGAUUUUACAUAAAGGGAGUGCACUUUCUGGAAUUAAUCUAUCAAGUCAUACCAGUGUUUCAGUAUACUACUGGACUCUGGAUACCGAUUACAGCCAACCUCUCCUAAUUCAACUUGGCGAGGGAAUUAAUGAGUACUACAUCCGGAGUAAUGAUGAUAAUUGGACAAAGUAUCACGAUUCAAAUAGUCUGCAAAAAGAUCUUGAUAAGCAAAACUGUACAAGGAAUAGGGCACAUAUUGUAUUAAUCUCAGACAAGAGUGAUGGUUAUCAAUGCCCAGGUUGUGAUACCCAGAAAAUUAACGUAUUAACUAGCAGUCCCUCAGGUUAUAAUAGUCAUAGACACUCUAUUGGUUAUUCAUCCUCCAUCUCGGUAACUACUUUCAAAGAUGAUAAAAAUGGUCAAGUUGGACUUCCACCUGUUAAAGAUGCCCAGUAUGUUAUUGUUUACCGGAGGAAGUCCGGUGAUACAAAUCCCCUUCUAAUUUAUUAUAAACAAGAUGAAGAGAAGUGGUUCAGAAGAAAUACUAGUGAUGGAAAUACAUGGAGUGAAGUUUCCAAAGAUAAGAAACCUACGAAUCCUAACGAGGACACUGAUGGUAAAAUCAAGGAUCUUCUCCAAUUGUCUGAAUAUCAUCCUCAAAUUACUUUAGACCUAUCCACUUCAGCUACUAACUAUUCGGAUAGUAAUACUGGUAUACACAUAACCGUGAGAAGCAGUCCAGUUGAGGGUGGUUAUUCUGAGUUUGAACAUUCUCUCUUUGGUGGUCUAUUUACAGUUAAGAGUGUCAUGCAUGGAACUACUCCGCUUACUGGAAUAACGUCUGAUGGACAAUUGGACAGUGUUACUGCCUAUUAUUAUGGAGAUCAUCCUUCAGAAGAGAAAAGGCUUCUCUUGGUUGAGCUGAGAUCACGAGGUGGGAUCAAAUACCAGUACUUUCACAGAGAAACAAAGGAUGCCAAGGAUUGGAAAGAAUAUUCUAUAUCUGAUCAGGAAAGUACUAGACUACAGGGAAAAUAUCUAAAGACCGAACUUGAUAAGCUUAAAAAGGUACAAUUUCCUUCUGGAAAAUCAACACUGCGAAAAGUUCUUGAAGGAUGCGGAGAGACAGGUGCAGCUGGAGGUGUUGGAGCUGAAGCAUAUAACUUCUUCUUCAACCCGGACAAAAGUGCCACAAGACAGAUAAUUAGGUUGUUAACAAGGCUACUUUAA